Messenger RNA from Hibiscus syriacus, 765 nucleotides. Its product is annotated as FCS-Like Zinc finger 7-like. Lineage: Eukaryota; Viridiplantae; Streptophyta; Magnoliopsida; Malvales; Malvaceae. The coding region runs from base 146 to 628 and encodes 160 amino acids. The transcript has 2 exons. The record is from RefSeq and is a predicted model, not a curated record.
UCUCUCUCUCUCUUCCUUGUCAUUUAAUUUAUCUGCUCUCUUCCCCCUUCACUAUCUUCCAUUUCCACUCCCUUUUCCUUUCUUUCUCUUCACAAAUCCCUCGAGAAAGGAACAGAGAAAAAAAAAUAUAAGUAUAUAACACACUAUGUUGCUCGGAAAACGUACACGCCAGCCGAUCAAGAGAACGACGAGCAUGACGGGGAUCCCCGUCGUCGAUGCCUCCGACGUGGAGGAAGUCGUGGACCGACACCCAAUCGUAUCCGAUCCUCCCCCUCCCCACCUUGAAUUCCACGACGGUAACUCCCGUUCCGAUCAACGUUUCUCGGCCACGGUGUUUUCCAAAAACCCAUCUUCGCAAAGAUCGGCUUCUACUAACCACGUAGUCGACGGUAGUGCCACAGCCGCAUCUCCUUUUUUGCAAUCUUGUUGGCUUUGUGAUCGCCGCUUAGCUUCUGGUCGUGACAUAUAUAUGUAUAGGGGGGAUACAGCGUUUUGUAGUCUCGAGUGCAGAGAAAAGCAGAUGAACAAGGACGAAAUUGCAGCAGCUUCAAAGAGAGAAGACCGCCAUGCCCACGCCUCUCCGACCACCUCCAAGACCUCUAAAGCCGAGCCAAUGGUUGCUUCUUGAGCUUUAGAGGAAGAAAAAGAAGAAGAAAGAAAGCGUCUUGCGUCAUAUAUGGUAGUGGGUGCAGUUGCAUUAAUUAUAUAUAUAUAAAUAGAAGUGGAUGGUGAUGCAAAUGGCUAAAGUUCUGAGCUUGACAUCAU